AAAACACAACGGUGUUUUGUUCAUUAGAUUAAUAAGAGAAAAAGCAAAAGAGAGGUGAAGAAAGCUACAGAAGCCAAAAGCCAAAGGCAAACAGUGAAGACAAGCCUCUCCUUAUAAGACCCUAGAUAAAGAACCCCCUCUCAACUACACUCUCUCUAUCUCUGCUCUGUAUCCUUCUCUGUCUGUCUGUCUGUCUCUCUCAAAUUCUCUCUAAGUCCACUGAGCAAAGACCAUGGACUGCCAACGCAGCCCUCUUAUCAGCUGGGCAUUCUUGUACUGCCAAGGAAAGAGCAUGGAGGAGCUGAGGCAUUCGCUGCUGUGCACGACAGUGGAGCUAGAGACCACGAGGGUCGCUGCGCAGGAGGAGCUGAGGAAGAGAGAUGACCAGCUGAUUCAGCUCAGAGAACUGCUCGACAAGGCCACCAGAGAAAGGGAUGAGGCGCAGGACAAGUACCAGAAGCUCUUCUUGGAGAAGCUCUUGAUUCAGCAGCAGCAAUUGACAGGUCCUCUUUCCGGCGUCUCGAGCGUCGAGGAUGAACCCAGAAGAGGCAUUGACUCCAACGCCGCCUUCUCUUCCUCAGACUCUGAUGAGAGCAUUGUCUCAUCUCCUCCACCUCAAUUGACCUCACCAAGGACAACACCGCUACCACCACAGCAGCCACCGCCGCUCUUGUCGCAGGUGAUGACGGUGGUCCCCCACAAUUCGACGCCGGAUAUCGAGCUCGUGCCUGAUAAGCCGCUGCCCGAGAAGGGCAAGCUCCUGCAGGCCGUCAUGAAAGCUGGGCCCCUUCUUCAGACCUUGCUCCUGGCAGGGCCACUUCCUCAGUGGAGACACCCUCCGCCGCCGCUCGACUCGUUCGAGAUCCCGCCCGUCACCAUCCCUUCUCCUCCGCAGCACCUGCCGCCAUCGCCGAUGGCGGUGCCGCCGCUUCUGCUGCAAGACUCUCUGGCGGGCGUGAACGCGUGCAGCGGCAUUGCCCAUUGCGGGAGGUUGAGCAGAAAAAGAGGCCACUUCGAGGGGUCCGAUUCACCUACAGAGCCAAAGUACCAGAGGGUUCUUCUCAAUUGACAGAAACCCGCCUGCUGUUAUUAGGAGAUCUCACUAAUCGAUAGUUUCUAUUAGCCAUUUCAAAACAACUAGGGACGUCGGAGGAAGAAACUGCAAGUUUGAUCACAUGACUGAAGUUUAGCAUAUGUACAGAGGUUUGAUUUUGAUCUAGGAGGAAACCAGAAAACAGAGAGAAUUCCAAGUUAGCCCAGGAAGGGGAGGGACCAGAGAGCAGGUGCAAGCUCUCUCAGUUAGUG
This is a messenger RNA of Rhodamnia argentea, 1305 nucleotides long. Its product is annotated as arp2/3 complex-activating protein rickA-like. Lineage: Eukaryota; Viridiplantae; Streptophyta; Magnoliopsida; Myrtales; Myrtaceae. The transcript has 2 exons. The record is from RefSeq and is a predicted model, not a curated record. The coding region runs from base 233 to 1069 and encodes 278 amino acids.